This is a messenger RNA of Triticum urartu, 2152 nucleotides long. RefSeq lists its product as uncharacterized. Lineage: Eukaryota; Viridiplantae; Streptophyta; Magnoliopsida; Poales; Poaceae. The record is from RefSeq and is a predicted model, not a curated record. Gene Ontology annotation, molecular function: protein binding.
UAUAUUUGGAAGAUGACUGCCUUCUUUCUACAGCACAGCACAGCACAGCACAUCACGAGGCUUCUUCUUCUCCUCCGUCUCUGUCGAUCCCCACUCUCGACAGCUCCAAUCCAUUCUCAAAUCCACUAUCCAAUCAGCCUCCAAAUCGAUGCUAACCAUGCACCUCAUCGGAUAGCAGCAGCACGCCGGAGGCGGAGGGGAUCGAGGAGGAGGCAGGAGCCGCCGGAUCCAUCGAGCUUCCGCGCGGCGGAUCCAGAUCCACCACCACCCGCGGGAGGGGGAUGAGGAGCCGCGUCCUCGGAGCAGGGCGCCGCCGCCUGGGCCUGGCCCGCAUCUCAGCGCUCGGUUCUACUUCUAUCUAGGGUUUCAACCAACAAAUCGGCCUCCUAAUCCCGGCCAUGGAGUCGCCGCCGCACAAGCUCAAUGUCGGCCGGGACGAGGACCGAAUCAGCGCGCUCACCGACGACCUCCUCGUCGGAAUCCUCGAGCGCCUCGACUUGCGCCAGGCGGUCCGCGCCGGCGCACUCUCGACGCGGUGGCGUGACCUCCCGUAUCGGCUAUCGCGCCUGCACCUCGACGUCGGUCACUUCCAAGGCGCCACGCCGCUCGAGGUCAUGGACGCUUUCACGGGCGCGGCACAGAGGUUGCUCUCUGUGGCGGUUCCUCUGGCCGAGGGCGAGGGCGCCAGUGCUGCCAUCAUUCCCAUCAAAUCCCUCGUCCUCAGCUUUUACAUGUCAUCCCCUCACCUGAGCGCCAUAGGCCGCACCGUCGAGGACGUUGUGAGCUACGGCAAGACCGAAUGCCUUGAGUUCUCCAUAUCCUCGCCGCCGCCAGCGAGCUACACCGCUCUGCUGCUCGCGGAGAUUGGACAGCAGUUCAUGUCCUUCUCCGGCGCCUACCCAGUCGCCUUCUCGUGGCUCACCAGCCUUACACUAAAGCGCCUUGCGUUUGGCCCUUCCGACGUCACCGAGCUCAUUAGCGCUUGCGGUAGGCUUAGGCACCUCACCCUGAAACUCUGCAGACUGAUUGAUCCACACUCCACGCUCAAGAUCGACGUGCCGUGCUCUAGGAUCCAGGAGCUUGAGUUCUUUGGCUUUGGGUGUAGACAGAUAGAGCUCAUUUCUGCACCCAAGCUUAGGCAAGUGUGGUGCCAAAAUUGGCUCUUCGACAACCCUCCAGUGUGCUUCGGCCAUGUUCCUGAGCUUCGCGUUGUAAGACUCUUUUCUAAAACCAUGGCAUGGCAGGCGUCAUUCACGCUGAGCGAGUGCCUGUCAAAGAGUGCAACGAACCUGUCGAAAUUGCAUCUUGAUUUUCUCCACCAAAUGAUUUGGAUUCAGCCAGAACAUCCGAAGCAGCUCACUGCUAUAUUCAGAAAUCUCACCUCUGUGUUUCUUUUGGGUAUCUUCACUGAGUGUGAUCUGAGCUGGACACUAUUUUUCCUUGAAGCUGCACCUGUGCUGCAGAAUAUUGCAUUAUCUCGACAUUCUUGUAUCAUGACGCUCGAGAACAGUGCCGAGAAGACCAAUGUGGUGUGGAAGCCAACCAAGGAUUUGAAGCACCUGAACUUGAAGGUGCUGCUGAUCUUUGGGUGUGAGGAUGAAGAUAAGGUGACAAACUAUGUAAGGCUUGUCAUGGGACGAGCUGUGGGCUUGAACAGUAUCGUGCUGCAUGGUGAAUACCCAUGCGAGGACUGCAAUGCCACUGACCUUGAAAGACCCAAGAUGGGUAAAGCAUCCAAGGUGGGUGAAGCUAGCAGACGUCGGAUUAAGGAGCGACUCACACAUGGAUCAUCCUCAUCUGUGGAGAUAGUUAUCUGUUGACGGAUAUGGUCAAGGAAUGCUAGUAGUCUCUUUAACUCUCCCAGGCUUGGAGCAGCUAGAGCAAUGACUGUGUGAGGCACACCCAGUUGUGAUUCCAAUUUCUAUUUAUUGAUAGCCUGAGGAUACUUGAUUGAUGUGGACCUUGCACUGUAGCUAAAUUAUGUGUGUACUGUAAUCUUGCUGCAUGCUUUAUCUUCCAGUUUACCGAGUAAUUGCCAAAUAUUUGUGCAUGUACUGACAAAUUCUUGAGGCGUUCUCUUUUUGCCGAGAAAACUUUCCAUGUACUGAGAAAUCCCCUACUGUAUUCUGUGUUAUGCCUGGAGGGUAUCAUU